Molecule: messenger RNA, 2888 nt
Organism: Paramisgurnus dabryanus
Lineage: Eukaryota; Metazoa; Chordata; Actinopteri; Cypriniformes; Cobitidae
Source: RefSeq, a predicted model, not a curated record
AUGAUACAUUUCAAUUCAGGAUGCAGUUGAAAUCCCAACAAUGUACAAGAAGGGGAAUCUUGUCAGUUGUGAGCUCAGUAUAUGAUCCUAUGGGAUUUAUCGCUCCUUUAACAUUGCCUGCCAAACUACUUCUACAGGAGAUGUGUAGGCAGAGGUUGAGUUGGGAUGAACAAAUACCUCCGGGACUUCAGAGUCAGUGGACCCAUUGGAUUUCUGAAUUGAACAAGAUGGCACACUUUCAAGUAAAUCGAUGUUUCAAGCCUCCAGAUUUUGGAGAGAUAACUGAUGCCUGCUUACAUCAUUUUUCAGAUGCCUGUGAGAAGGGAUAUGGCACAGUUACUUACCUCAAAAUGAAGAACAGAGAUAAAGUGCAUGUGUCAUUUCUUCUUGGUAAAGCCAGGGUAGCACCCCUCAAGCAAGUGACCAUUCCCCGUCUGGAAUUAACAGCUGCUGUGCUUGCUGUUAAGGUAGAUGAAAUGUUGAAGAAGGAGUUAAAGAUUCAGUUAGACAACUCUGUCUUUUGGACCGAUAGCAUGACUGUGCUCAAGUACAUCAAGAAUGAGGAUAAACGUUUUAAGACUUUUGUUGCUAAUAGAGUGUCAUAUGUAAGAGAGAGAACACUGCUUCAGCAAUGGAGAUAUGUUUCCACAAAGGAAAAUCCUGCAGAUGAUGCUUCCCGUGGAAUGCAGAUCAACACCUUUAUACACAGCAAAAGAUGGAUUGAGGGUCCCAGUUUCCUUUGGAGAACAGACGACUAUCAGAUGUCUCCAAUAGAGGAAAGCAUAAUUCCAUCAGAUGAUCCAGAAGUCAAACAAGAUAUUAAGGUAAAUGCUGUCAUCCUGCAGGACAAACAAAAUGCCACUAGCCAGUUCAUCUCUUAUUUUUCAGAUUGGAAGAGACUUAAAGUUGCAAUUGCUUGGAUUCUUAAGUUGAAGAAGCUAUUAAGGAAGUUAUGUCUCAAAAGAAAGGAGUUAUUGACUACAAAUGGCACUGCACUUGGCACUUCUAAAUCCUCCAUGGAUGCACAAAUGAACAUGUUCAAAACAACUCUGGAUAAACAGUCAUUGUCAUUGGAAAAUCUCUUAGAAGCUGAAAUGGCUAUUGUUUGUUUUAGUCAACAACAAAAAUUCCAAGAAGAGAUUGAAGCAUUAAAAUGUGGAUCAAGUGGAGUCAGAAAAGGGAGCAGUCUAUAUAGGUUAGACCCUGUCCUGGACAAUGACAUCCUACGAGUUGGAGGGAGACUCCGUAAGGCAGCUAUGCCUGUUCAAACUAAACAUCCCAUCAUACUACACAAAGAUCAGCACAUUUCACGUCUUCUACUUCGUCAUAUUCAUGAACAACUAGGUCAUUGUGGGAGAAAUCAUAUGCUGUCUAAACUGAGACAAAACUACUGGAUUACAAAUGCUAAUGCGGCUGCUAGAAAGGUAAUUUCUAAAUGUGUAGUCUGCAAGCGUUUCAGAGGAAUGGCAAGUGAGCAAAAGAUGGCUGAUCUUCCCCUUGAACGAAUAACUCCUGAUCAUCCACCAUUCACAAAUGUUGGAGUAGAUUAUUUUGGCCCCAUCGAAGUCAAAAGAGGUCGUACUAAUGUAAAACGCUACGGAGUCAUCUUUACAUGUAUGGCAAGUAGAGCAGUGCACCUCGAGGUGGCUUAUUCACUAGACACUGAUGGAUGUAUAAAUGCUUUAAGGAGAUUCAUUUCUCGAAGAGGUCAAGUUGUACACAUCAGAUCAGACAAUGGGACUAAUUUUAUUGGUGCCAACAGAGAACUAAAGGAAGCUAUCUCUGCAUGGAAUAUUCACCGAAUUGAAAGGGAAUUACUUCAAGCAGGAGUUCAGUGGAAUUUUAAUCCACCAUCAGGUUCCCAUUUUGGAGGCGCAUGGGAGCGCAUUAUUCGUAUGGUCAGGAAUAUUCUAUGUUCUGUACUUCGCCAGCAGACUUUGGAUGAUGAAUCCUUCCAUACUAUUCUGUGUGAAGUGGAAUCUAUUUUAAAUGACCGUCCUAUUACAAAGUUAUCUGACGACCCCAACGAUCUUGAAGCUUUAACUCCGAACCAUCUUCUACUCAUGAAAGGCAAGCCUGCUUUACCACCUGGUCUGUUUGAAAAGGCAGACAUGUACGUAAAAAGAAGAUGGAAGCAGGUACAAUAUAUAGCUGAUCUUUUUUGGAAAAGAUGGCUGCGUGAGUAUCUACCUCUUCUACAAGGGCGUCAAAAGUGGACAAAGGAAAGACCAAGUCUUAAGCCUGGGGACAUUGUACUUUUACUGGACCAAGCUGCCCCACGUGGUUCAUGGCCACUUGGCAGAGUACUGGAAACUUUUCCAGACGAAAAGGGACUUGUGCGUACAGUUAAGAUUAAAACCAAGAGCAGUGUUCUAGAAAGGCCUAUAAGAAAACUGUGUCUUCUUUUAGAUUCUAAUGACUGAUUUGAAUGGUGUGUAGCCAUAUACUGUUUUUGUAAAAGGUCAUGAAUUUGAAAGUAAUUCAUAAUUAAAAUGUCUCCUUUAUGUGAGUUUGUAAUUAUUAUGUUAUGCUUCCAUAAUUAAUUAAGGGGCCGGUGUGUAGGAGCCAUUUUGUUGAUGUCCACUAGGUGGCACUUGGUGACCUAUAUAAUUAAGCACAAGUCUAAUUACUGACAGGUGUGUAGUUGGGGAGGAAGCAUACGGUUUUUUACCGUGACAACUGGUAGCGUGCGGGGAGAUAAGUGACUUUGUUUGUCUUUGAUGAUAUGGCGUUUUUGAAGAUAUGGAUUAUACAUUGCUGUUCAUGAAGAAUGUUUUGGAUGAAGCAAUAAAGAGCUGUCUUUAAUCUUAUUCCUGACUGCAUGGACCUUUUAAUCACGCGUCAAAAGCCUUCUACAUUCCCCAACGUUACAGCUUAUUGGAAGCCGU